Molecule: messenger RNA, 7514 nt
Organism: Trichosurus vulpecula (common brushtail)
Lineage: Eukaryota; Metazoa; Chordata; Mammalia; Diprotodontia; Phalangeridae
Gene: KIF5C
Product: kinesin family member 5C
Exons: 26
Coding region: 522-3395 (957 amino acids)
Biological process (GO): microtubule-based movement
Molecular function (GO): ATP binding; microtubule binding; microtubule motor activity
Source: RefSeq, a predicted model, not a curated record
GCAGUGAAGUCAUAAAGCCCUUGGGAGGGGGAGGGGAUGGUAGAAGGGAGGGGAAAGUAGUAGGAGGAAUAGGGGCGAGGGAAGGUAGUUGGUGCUGAUGCAGGAUGGCAGCGCCCGUAGGAGCCUUUGAGAUCUGAGGGGAACAGAGAGUCUGGGUCCCUUUUGGAGACGUCCCCUCCCUCACUUGCAGUAGCCUCCCCAGGCCUGCAGUACCAGAGGGGGAGGGAGAGGGGACUGGGGGAGAAAAGGCAGAUUUGUAGCCUGGCCCGGGGGUAGGUGCAGGAGGGAUCGAAUGCUUUGGAUUUGCCCUGUUUCCAUUCCUCGGGAGCUGCCAAGCCUGAAGAGUUCGCAAUGACCUGCUAAAAAGUACGCGCGCUGGACCCCGUCGGGCCGCACUGGGACGUGGCUCGGCUGCUGGCCGGGUAUUUCCCACCCCUCGCUCCAGUGGCCCUCCUGUCCCCCUUACCCCACCCACCCCAUCCCCCCCUGCCAGCCCUUGCCCUCGCCCACAGCCGGCCGAGAUGGCGGACCCCUCUGAAUGCAGCAUCAAAGUGAUGUGCCGGUUCCGGCCUCUGAAUGAAGCGGAGAUCCUCCGAGGGGACAAAUUCAUCCCCAAAUUUAAAGGAGAUGAGACUGUGGUCAUAGGGCAAGGCAAGCCCUAUGUCUUUGACAGAGUACUACCACCCAACACAAGCCAAGAACAGGUUUACAAUGCUUGUGCUAAGCAAAUCGUGAAAGAUGUACUGGAAGGUUACAAUGGGACUAUUUUUGCAUAUGGACAGACCUCUUCAGGAAAAACCCAUACCAUGGAGGGGAAGUUGCAUGACCAUCAACUUAUGGGAAUCAUCCCAAGAAUUGCACAUGACAUCUUUGAUCACAUUUACUCUAUGGAUGAAAACCUGGAGUUUCAUAUCAAGGUUUCCUAUUUUGAGAUCUACUUGGACAAAAUAAGAGACUUACUUGAUGUAUCCAAGACAAACCUGGCUGUACAUGAAGAUAAAAACAGAGUUCCAUAUGUAAAGGGGUGCACAGAACGAUUUGUCUCAAGCCCUGAAGAAGUUAUGGAUGUCAUUGAUGAAGGAAAAGCAAAUCGCCAUGUGGCUGUGACAAACAUGAAUGAGCACAGCUCUAGGAGUCACAGCAUCUUUCUGAUCAAUAUUAAACAAGAGAAUGUAGAGACUGAAAAAAAACUCAGUGGAAAGCUUUAUCUGGUUGACUUGGCUGGGAGCGAAAAGGUCAGCAAAACUGGAGCAGAGGGAGCCGUUCUUGAUGAAGCUAAAAAUAUCAAUAAGUCUUUGUCUGCUCUGGGCAAUGUGAUCUCUGCCUUGGCAGAGGGAACAAAAACUCACGUACCAUACCGAGAUAGUAAGAUGACCCGGAUCCUUCAGGACUCUCUUGGAGGGAAUUGCAGAACCACCAUUGUUAUUUGCUGUUCUCCUUCUAUUUUCAAUGAAGCUGAAACCAAGUCCACACUGAUGUUUGGACAAAGAGCCAAGACCAUCAAGAAUACAGUCUCUGUGAACCUAGAACUAACUGCUGAAGAAUGGAAGAAGAAGUAUGAGAAAGAAAAAGACAAAAACAAGAGCUUGAAGAAUGUUAUCCAGCAUCUGGAAUUGGAACUAAACAGAUGGAGAAAUGGAGAAGCUGUGCCCGAGGAUGAACAGAUCAGUGCUAAAGACCAGAAGAAUCUGGAACCCUGUGACAAUACACCCAUCAUAGAUAACAUGACCCCUGUUGUCUCUAGCAUCUCCACAGAGGAGAAACAGAAGUAUGAUGAGGAGAUAACCUGCUUGUACAGACAACUGGAUGAUAAGGAUGAUGAAAUUAACCAGCAGAGCCAGCUGGCUGAAAAAUUAAAGCAGCAGAUGUUGGAUCAGGAUGAGCUUUUAGCUUCCACAAGAAGAGACUAUGAGAAGAUCCAGGAGGAGCUGACACGUCUCCAGAUUGAGAAUGAGGCUGCCAAGGAUGAGGUGAAAGAGGUUCUUCAGGCCCUGGAGGAGCUAGCUGUCAAUUAUGACCAGAAGUCACAGGAAGUAGAGGACAAGACCCGAGCCAAUGAACAGCUGACUGAUGAGCUGGCCCAGAAAACGACUACCUUGACUGCGACACAAAGAGAGCUGAAUCAGUUACAGGAGCUGAGUAACCACCAGAAAAAACGAGCCACGGAGAUCCUGAAUUUACUGCUGAAGGACCUGGGAGAGAUCGGUGGAAUCAUUGGCACCAAUGAUGUGAAAACGUUAGCAGAUGUGAAUGGAGUGAUUGAGGAGGAAUUUACCAUGGCCCGGCUGUACAUCAGUAAGAUGAAGUCUGAGGUGAAAUCUCUGGUGAACCGGAGUAAACAGUUGGAAAGUGCACAGAUUGAUUCCAACCGGAAGAUGAAUGCCAGCGAGCGGGAGCUUGCAGCCUGCCAGCUGCUAAUCUCACAGCAUGAAGCAAAAAUCAAGUCUCUGACAGAUUACAUGCAAAACAUGGAGCAAAAGAGGAGACAGUUGGAAGAAUCCCAGGACUCACUCAGUGAAGAGCUGGCUAAGCUUCGUGCCCAAGAAAAAAUGCACGAAGUCAGCUUCCAGGAUAAAGAAAAGGAACACUUGACCCGGCUUCAGGAUGCAGAGGAAAUGAAGAAAGCAUUGGAGCAACAGAUGGAGAGCCAUAGGGAAGCCCACCAGAAGCAGCUUUCCAGGCUCCGAGAUGAGAUUGAAGAGAAGCAGAAAAUCAUUGAUGAGAUUCGGGAUUUGAACCAGAAGCUACAGCUGGAACAGGAGAAACUGAGUUGUGAUUAUGACAAACUGAAAAUAGAGGACCAGGAGAGAGAGAUGAAAUUGGAAAAGCUAAUAUUGCUCAACGAUAAAAGGGAACAGGCAAGAGAAGACCUUAAAGGAUUAGAGGAAACUGUGUCCAGAGAACUGCAGACUCUUCAUAACCUUCGUAAGCUCUUCGUCCAGGAUCUCACCACCAGAGUUAAAAAAAGUGUUGAACUGGACAGUGAUGAUGGAGGGGGAAGUGCUGCCCAGAAGCAGAAAAUUUCCUUUCUUGAGAACAACUUGGAACAACUUACUAAGGUUCAUAAACAGCUGGUUCGUGAUAAUGCAGAUCUUCGUUGUGAGCUUCCUAAGUUGGAGAAAAGACUUCGUGCUACGGCGGAGCGAGUCAAGGCGCUGGAGAGCGCACUGAAGGAAGCCAAGGAGAAUGCCAUGCGUGACCGCAAGCGGUACCAACAGGAGGUAGAUCGCAUCAAAGAGGCCGUGAGAGCCAAGAACAUGGCAAGAAGGGCCCAUUCUGCUCAGAUUGCCAAGCCAAUCCGUCCAGGCCAUUACCCUGCAUCCUCUCCAACAGCUGUACAUGCCAUCCGAGGGGGAGGAGGAGGAGGCGGGUCAUCUGCCUACUACCAGAAAUAAACAAGAAAUAUGACUCCACUUAGCAUGUCAAAGACUGCAUUUAUUCACCAAUUCCUUUUUUCUCCUACAUGAUCUCCAUUUUCUUUUAUACACGCUUCCUCCAGCCAUCUGCAGUACAUCAAUUUCAGGUAUUUUGAAAUGUGUAGAAUCUCCACGUGUACAGAAGUGUGUUUGGACUACUCACCCUUCCUUCAGAAACCUGAACAAUGUAUUUACCAUCUCCACCUAGAUGACAGCAGAAGGUUCACCACUUAGCAUCUCUACCACUGACUCUUGGCACUGGCUACCUUAUUUAUGGGCUCCUCCGCUGGCACCAAGCCUUCAGCAGUACUCUCAUGCCUAUAAAUCCCACUUCUCUGUAUCUGAGGUAACAUUGCAAUAGCCAAGCGCCAGAUAAGGCAGGUGAUUGUGUUCCAUCAUGACUGUCUGGUUUCCUGUAUAAUAAACAUAUUACUUUAUAUUUUUAGGGGAUGAAAAAUGUGCUGCUAUAUGGUUUAAAAUUUUAAUUCUGAACACUUUUCGGAAAUGAAUUUCCCCAAAGAGGCAUUUUUAAUAUCCUGGUGAAAUCUUUGGAUCUGUAUAAUAAACCCUUUAGUAUGGUACUUGUUAAAAGAUGAAUCCAAUUUAUUCAAAAUCCAGAAAAAAAGCCAUCUGUUCGUAGAGAUCUAGAUUUUGGUCACACAAACACAUCUAUGUGAAUGGAGGGUCAUAGCAUUCAUGUCAGAUCUUCUUGCAACUGUACCUGAAAUGAUUGGCCCCCUAAUGAGAUGGCCAGCCUGGUUCACCUGUCAGUCCAUCAAAAGUAUUUAAAAUACUACAAAAUCUGACCAAUCGAAAUGGAGAAUUUUGUUCCCCAGCCCAUAGCCCUUUCCCCACAAUCUGUUCUCCUGGAAAGUGUGAUUAAAAGAUGUCUGCUUUCUUUAAGGAAGAUUUUGCAAAGAUGUUCUUGAACAAAUUCAGGAACAUCCCAGCAGUUGGAAAAGAAAGACUAAAAUUCAAAAAUUAUUCGUAUCUGACUGUAAAUGUGUAGCUCUGUAUAGAAUUCUGUUGUUCUAAAUCAUUUAGUCCAGGAUUCUUUUUGUUAGUAUUCUCUUUUGGCACUAGAUAGAUAGGACACCCCCAUCUUAAUAGGUGACAGUGUAAGAAAUUGGUAUAUAUGAGGUUUAGAGAAGGCAAAGUUAAUAAGUCCUUGAUACUGCUUUGGCUUCAUACACAUAAAUCCUUAAUUCCAGAUGUGUAGAUCAAGAUGUGACUUGUCAUUAACCUGUUCUGCUCUUACCUCCCCCACUGUACACACACACACACACACACACACACACACACACACACACGCGCGCGCGCGCACUCACUCACACUCUUGCUUGUUGCAGUUUUCUAUGACAAAUUUGCUACUUCAACCAACAAUUAGUUGCUGAGUUUUGUAUGUGAUCCAUUUUGGGACAUGCCUGUACCAGCUGAUAGUGGUUCCAGAUGGACCUGGAACAAGGUAUUGUGCCUACACCAUCAGGCACAAGCUUCACAGAUCGAUCUUGUUAUCUCUGGCUACGGCCACCAGUAGGAUGAAGUCGAUGCCAACAAUGAUGUUGUGUGUAGGCAGAUGGUUAGGAACAACCAGAUGUGCGUUUCAGCACAUGCCUACCUGUAAGCAUAUGCGUGUAACCAUCUAAAGAGCAAGCUGAAAGAUUGUCGAUUGGUUUCAAACCUUGUAUUUAAAAGAAAUAACUAUUUAGCCUAGAUCUUCCCUAGCUUUUUUCCUUAAAGAUUGCCUAGUAGUAACUUUCAUAGCAAAACACCCUUGAUUUGUUUAUUGGUUAAAUGUUGUGCUUUUUUUUGAUGGGGACAAGAGGAGUGAAAGGAAAGAGUGAAUGAGUGAGAGAUAGAUCAUUCUAUUAUUUAUUUAAUAAAGUUCAUCACUUUGCAUUCAUUCAUUCCCCCCUCCUCCGUUUCCUGUAUGUGUUCCUGAAGAUAUGAACUGCCAGAAAAAAGAAACUCAGACUGACAUUUACAGUCUGCUAAAGGGGCCAGCCUAGGGUUAACUCUACGGCCUUAUCACUUAGUUACAUGUGGCUGAAAUGUUUAUUAGCAACAAGGUACCAGGUUGCCUCUGAUUUUUCCCCCUAAAAUAUCAAUCCUAGAGAAGAAUGCCAAUUAAUGAAUUGCCAUAAUAUUAUUGUACAUGAUGUAUGUUGUAUUAUUUUUAUGCACUAAUUUUGUGUAAAUGGGCAGAGGUCAGUAAUUUGGGGUCUUGGUUGUUUAUUUGUAUACAUUAGGAAUUGAUUUUUAAAUUUUUUUUAUUUGAAAAAAAAAUUUCAGGCCUAGGGAAGUGAUGAAUCUACUUCCAUUAAAAACAAGUGUUUCUUUCAUUAAUGCAAAUGGAUGCAAUUGUUGCUUGAUAUUAAAAGGGGACACACAAAGCUAUUUAAUUCACAAGGAAAGUUGGUUUUGACAUUUCAUAAAGAUAAUGCUGCUAGCUGCUGAUCAGCCAGUCAGUUCAACUAGCUUACAUUUUUAUGGGACCUCCAAACUAACUUUAACAUUGUGAUGGUAAAGUAACUCUGUGUUUCUGAAAUGCUUAAAAUGGUCAAUUAAAUUACGUAUUUAAACCUAGGCCUUGUAUAUUAAGUUUAAAUUUAUGAUAACUCACUUGUCUUAGUAGCAAAUGCUCUGCAAAUUUUUGUUUCCUUCUUAUUGAAGGAAGCUUAGUUUUCAGUUUCAAAAUUUGCUUGGAUUUUUUGUAUUUUGCUGCUUUAAAUUUGUACACAAAUGUAAACUACACCUCUGCUCUUUGGAUCUUACAGUUGUAUUUUGAGGUUUUAUACAGUUUUAUGCUAAUGUGCUCCUCCUCUUCUUUCCUGUGAAUAAUUUUCUAAUUCAUGUCAUUUCUUGACAUGGUGUUGUAAGGGGAUAGCCAGGCAGUUUAAAUAAAUACAAUCUACUUUCAAAUGAAAAACCUAACAUACAGGAUAACUGUUUGCUAAAUUAGAAGAGUGUACUUUUAGACUUCAAGAUUUGUGGUUGGGGGAAAAUCUUGUUAAUGCCAAAUGUUACUGAAGGAUUCUGUACAAAUGUAUUCCUUUAAAUUACUAUUUAUUAUUUUAGUUUUGUUGAAUGAAGGAAUGCUUAGUAGCCUGAGAAAGAAGGACUAUCAAAAGCUUCUAAAGGUAAAUAUGUACUAAAUUGUGUGUGUGUGUGUGUGUGUGUGUGUGUGUGUGUGUGUGUGAGGGGGAUCCACUAGAAUUUAUGGAAAUUUGGAAAUCUGGGGGGACAAGUGAGGAGAUGAAAUCUACCUGGAAUAGACUCAUGGCCAUUGGGCUUUCCUCUGCUUCAAAAAUCUAAAGAUCAUUGAAUGUAGUCCCUAUUCAAGAAAAGGAUAAAUAAGGGUAAUAUGGAGAUGAGGAUGUAACUCUUUUUUCCUAGUAGGAAAAUGAAAAUAAAUGAAAACUCAGAUUGCCAUCUUUGGAUUCCAUUUGUGUGAAGAGAAUAGAUAUUCAAAAGUCUAGGUUCAUAGUAUUUUUGGAAACCACUUCAUAGAUGGGGAGAAAAAGGAUUACCUUUUAUAAUCUUAAUCUGAGUAUUUCAAUUAUCCUACAAGAGUCUUCUUAAUCUCUAAUUAUUUCAUGUAGUAAAUUUGGAUUUUAAAAAUGUAUUGGAAGGGGGCCAGCUAACCAUAGAAGGAAGCCACACUCCAUAAAGUUUCUUACUCAUGAAAAAAAAUUGUGUAUCAAUUUUAAAUACUUUUCAAUGUGGGCAGAUAUAAGGGGAAUGUGGCAUUCUGUAGAAUUAUACAUGUUUAGUUUGUAAAGUGUGUAAUGUGUACUGCAGAUGUGUAUUCUCUGGACUCUAUGUAUCUGUACAAUAGCUUUCAUUUUAGGAAAAAAUUGUGGAAAGACUUUUUUUUGGUGGUACAAGGGGGAAAAUGAUCAUCUGCAUCAAGUAAUGAUGCUCUAAUGUAUUAAACCUAACAGAAGAUCAGAAAAUAACCCUUCCCUGCCUCAUGGAUGAGUUUUGUUUAUCUUUUAGGUCCUAAGAUGCUAUUCAAGAUGUAUGGAUACACUGGCAGACUGCAUGAUGUAUAAUUUGAAAAAUGUUAAAAGUGGAAAAUAAAAUUGAAUUAAACUU